CUUGGGUAUCACCGCGGAAUUUUUUUAAAAUUCCCUGCAGUACCUAGUCGCCACUGUGUUGAACAAUACCUAGAAUUAAAAGUUUAAAAUUAUAACUUAAAGAACGUUCUUAUACAAUUGUACAAUCAUGACUAAAAGUUACAUAGAAAUCAAAAAGGAAAGUUUGAGUGAUGCAAAGAAAAAUUUCAAAUAUGAUCUCAUUGAAGAGGUGGAAUGUGGCAGAAGUUGUACCCCAAAAUAUAGGAAAAAGUUACUAUUUAAAGUUUCAUUUGCCGCCUUUCAACUAAUACUAUUAUUCUUUUUCCUCAUCUUCAUUUGUUUCCCAUUGACAUACAAAUUCUGUUAUUCCUUACAAAGAGCUGCCGUAUUCCUAAACUUCAAGAACAUUCCCUUAAAUCCCGACUAUCAUCACCCUGCCAAAUACGGCCUGGAGGGCACUCGCAACUACUACGUCACCACGGACGAUGACGUCAAAUUGGGCGUUUGGCAGCUGCUUCCAGAACAGGAAGUCGGCAACUACGAAAACAGUUCGUUCGACGAUGAACAGUUCCAAAAUCUUCUGUCGGACGGGAAGAACGUCAUCAUCUAUAACCAUGGCAACGGAGGAUGCAGACUCACCGAUCACCGGAUUCAGCUUUAUAAAGUUUUAAGGCAACAGUUCCAUGUUAUCGCAUACGAUUACAGAAAUUAUGGAGAUUCGUCAGAUAGAGAAUUAUCAGAGGACAAUGUUGUUCAAGACAUAAUGUACAUGAUUAAAUGGGUAAAAUCUAAAGCAAAAGGACAUGUUUUUGUAUGGGGUCAUUCUCUGGGCACAAGUCUUUCCACCCAGGCUUUGGCCAGGCUUCAAACCUCAGGAACUAGGGUGACUGGUUUAAUACUUGAAAGUCCAUUUAAUAAUAUGAGGGAGGAAAUAAGCGAGUUUCCUUUGACCAGGUGGUUUAAACAUUUGCCUUGGUUUGCAUUUACUGUAGUGGAUCCCAUGCAAGAAAAUAACUUUUUAUUCAAAACAGACGUUCAUAUUUGCCACGUUGAUUUACCGAUUAUUAUUCUUCAUGCUGAAGAUGACAAUGUAGUGCCAUAUAGAUUAGGAUAUAAAUUAUAUGAGGCAGCUUUAAAAUGUAAAUCAGAAAAAGAUGGUUCAAUUCAAUUUAAAAGCUUUGAGGAAAAUUUACACUAUGGACAUAAAUACAUAUACAAAGAUGAGAGACUCCCAAAUAUUAUUAGCAACUUCGUUUUAGAAGCCAUAAAAGAAACUCGAAAAAAAUCAAAGAACUAAAUUGAGCCAAACUGAUUUCCAAAGCAAUAUAACAUUCUGUCAAAUAAAUUUUAUUUAUCAUGUAUUUAUAUAUUAUAAGUACUAAAGGAUUUUUUUUAAAAAAGUAUUUAAAUUUUUAUCAGAAUGUAAUUCUACGCAAUGUUAAUUAAUUCUGUCAAUAUUUAAGAAUUAUGUGAUGAUGUAAUGGUAAAUUACACUGUGAUGGAUUUUAUUUUAUUUAAUAGUUAUUUAUUAUAUCAACCAGUUUUCAGAUAUACUGUAUGGUAUGUAAUAUUAGGGUGAUUCGUUUUAAAGGAACAUUUAUUUUUUGUCGCUCCCCAAGCAAAAUGUUGAUGUACGUAUUGAGAACAAAAUGCCCUUAAUCUUACUCCUAAGUAAUUUUGUUUUUAAAGUUUUCCCAUUAAAAUAACAUAAAAUUAUAGAUUUUUUUCAAUUUCCUAUAGUUUGGCGGUAUUUUACGCUACAAUUUACAUAGGUGCGAUUUGUACAUACCUAAUUAGAUGCUCUUCAAAAGUACUUGCAACAAUUUUUAUACAACCUAUAUUUUUUACCUGUACCUAUAAGUUAAUAAAGUCAUAUUUUUAUUAAAAAAACAGUAUUGCCUAUUACGGCAAAACGGUUAAAUAAAAAUUUUCUAUAAAAAAGAUUAUAUGCAUUAAUUCAGUAGAAUGCAUAGUUUAAAACAUAUAGAGCAUUUAAUAAAUGUAAAAUUUUCUAUUGAAUUUUUUUUUACACUUUACCUGUAACUUUAACCGUUUUGCCGUUAAACAACAUAGGACUAAUUA
Molecule: messenger RNA, 2061 nt
Organism: Brassicogethes aeneus
Lineage: Eukaryota; Metazoa; Arthropoda; Insecta; Coleoptera; Nitidulidae
Source: the annotation of a GenBank genome assembly